AAAAAAAAGUAAAGCCACCACCACUCCGCUACUCAUAGACAAGAGUAGCUCUCGCUCACAUCUUUAUAUCCCUCUCACCUGCAUUCCCUCUUUCUCCAAAACUAACAGCAUAAUGAAACCUGGCUAGCUGCUCUUCUAAGCCGUCUCCCUCUCAUUCGUAAAAAUAUUCAUGAGAUGUCAUCUUUCUUAUCUAUAUCAAUCAAUCCAUAGCUUCUCUUCUUCUUCUUCUCAUGGCUUGUUUAAGCGAGGAGAGCUGCUGGGUUUCUUCUUCUCUUCCUGAAAUGCUCUCCAGGCGCUUAUCUUUGAAAGACAACCAAGAAAAUGGAGAAGCAGAGGCCAAUUCUACUCCUUUUCCUAUUGAGAAGGUCUUUCCAGUUUAUGCAAUGGGGUUUUCGAAGCCAGACUCCGAGUUUGUUGUAUCGCCUGGUGAUUCGGGCGACCCGAUUUGGGACGCUGUGAGAGAAGAGGCUAAGUUGGAGGCAGAAAAAGAACCCAUACUAAGUAGCUUCUUGUAUGCCAGUAUCUUAUCCCAUGAUCGCUUGGAGCAAGCAUUGGCAUUUGUUCUCGCGAAUCGGCUUCAAAAUCCUACUUUGUUGGCAACUCAAUUGUUAGAUAUAAUUUCUCAUGUAAUAAUGCAUGAUAGACGUAUUAAGCAUUCAAUUCGCCUAGACAUGCAGGCAUUCAAAGACCGGGAUCCUGCUUGUUUAUCAUAUUGUUCAACAUUAUUAUAUCUUAAGGGUUACCAUUCUUUGCAGUCCUAUCGAGUAGCACAUGUGUUGUGGAACCAGGGGCGAAAAAUAUUGGCCUUGGCAUUACAAAGUCGAAUCAGUGAGGUUUUUGGAAUUGACAUACAUCCAGCUGCCAAAAUUGGAGAGGGGAUAUUAUUGGAUCAUGGGACUGGUGUUGUUAUUGGGGAAACUGCUGUUGUAGGAAACAGGGUCUCAUUGAUGCAUGGUGUUACUUUAGGAGGGACUGGGAAAGAAGUUGGUGAUCGCCAUCCCAAAGUAGGUGAUGGUGCACUGAUUGGAGCAUGUGCAACGAUACUUGGGAAUAUAAAAAUAGGUGAAGGGGCAAUGAUAGCUGCUGGUUCUCUUGUCUUAAAAAAUGUUGACCCACACAGCAUGAUGGCAGGAACACCAGCAAAGUUGAUAGGAUAUGUGGUUGGGAAAGAUCCAUCUCUUACAAUGAAGCAUGAUGCCUCGAAAGAAUUCUUUAAACUUGUUGCUGUUACUUUUAAAGAGGGAAUAUCAAGUGAGCUUUAAUUAAAACCUCUGGAUUAGGUGCUCACUAAUUCUAUUUUUUGGAGGUCUUGAUCAGGGGAAAAAAGACAAAGAAACUUGAGAGAUUUAUGUAAUCAUUUACCUUCUCUAUCGAUGCAAGUUCAAGAGUGAACCGCAGGAGAAACAGAACCUCAUAAAAGAUAGCUAAAGAUUAAAUUUAAUAUGGUGUUGUAAUGAGUAAUCAUUUGUAGUCACACGCUUGUAAUACCUAGGCUGAGACGUUGAGCUCUCUUGCCAUUAUUAUUCAAGGUUCAACAGGUUUUUAGCUGGAGAACCUGGUUUCUGUAUUGUUUCUACUAUAAAUAAAGGCCUAAACGUUCAUCCUGA
Messenger RNA from Jatropha curcas, 1607 nucleotides. Its product is annotated as serine acetyltransferase 4. Gene Ontology annotation, molecular function: L-serine O-acetyltransferase activity. Gene Ontology annotation, cellular component: cytoplasm. NCBI's taxonomy places the organism in Eukaryota, Viridiplantae, Streptophyta, Magnoliopsida, Malpighiales, Euphorbiaceae. The record is from RefSeq and is a predicted model, not a curated record.